AAAAUUUUGGAGAACAAGAUGGGACUUGCUGGCUCCAAACUAGAAGACCAAAUAUUAGAACUUCGACUUGCGGAAAAACAGUUGGGUAGAGCUGCAAAAAAGUGUCAAAAGAAUAUUCAAGUGGAGAAAAGAAAGUGCAAAGAGGCCUUGGAAAAAGGGAACCAUGACGGUGCCAGAAUAUUUGCGGAAAACGCUAUAAGAAAUGAAAAACAAUCGUUGGCCUAUUUUAGGCUACAGUCUCGUGUGGAUGCGGUGGUUUCCAAGUUGGAAGCUCAUCAUAAGAUGCAGACGACUACCAACAGUAUCCGAGAUAUCACUGUGAGUUUGGAUAAGGCGCUUCAAUCCAUGAACAUCGAAAAAAUAUCACAAGUGAUGGACAAAUUCGAGAGUCAAUUCGAAGAUAUCGAUUUACGAGCACAAUAUGUUGAUGGAGCUAUUUCACAAACUACGGCAUUAGCAACGCCUAGUGACCAAGUGGAUGCAUUGUUACAAAAGGUUGCGGACGAAAAUGGUUUAGAAUUGGCUGACACGUUGGAUGGUUUGAUACCGAUCAAUCAACUUUCUGGAGAGAAACAAAAACAGCUUCAACGUCCUGAUGACUUGGAAGCAAGAUUUGCAGCUUUGAGUUCGCAAAAGUAACCCUUCGUUGUUGCCACUCGAGAGUAUAAUAGACUCAAUAUUUUGUUGUUGAUAAAGUUUUUCUUCCAUAC
Galdieria sulphuraria is the source of this 710-nucleotide messenger RNA. Its product is annotated as charged multivesicular body protein 1. The transcript is spliced from 4 exons. The record is from RefSeq and is a predicted model, not a curated record. Gene Ontology annotation, biological process: protein transport; endosome transport via multivesicular body sorting pathway; late endosome to vacuole transport. Gene Ontology annotation, cellular component: ESCRT III complex; multivesicular body. NCBI's taxonomy places the organism in Eukaryota, Rhodophyta, Bangiophyceae, Galdieriales, Galdieriaceae. Bases 19 to 639 code for a protein of 206 amino acids.